AUGGUACAGAGGAAGAGUCAAACUAACACCAGGGCCAUAAAACUACUCCUGGAAAUGCCCAAAACUCCGACGAAAGCCUUGGCAAAUAUAUGUUCUUGGGCGAUGAAAUGUCAAACUAACACCAAGGCCAUAAAACUACUCCUGGAAAUGCCCAAAACUCCGACGAAAGCCUUGGCAAAUAUAUGUUCUUGGGUGAUGAAAUGUCAAACUAACACCAAGGCCAUAAAACUACUCCUGGAAAUGCCCAAAACUCCAACGAAAGAUAUAUGUUCUUGGGUGAUGAAAUGUCAAACUAACACCAAGGCCAUAAAACUACUCCUGGAAAUGCCCAAAACUCCGAUGAAAGCCUUGGCAAAUAUAUGUUCUUGGGUGAUGAAAUGUCAGACUAACACCAGGGCCAUAAAACUACUCCUGGAAAUGCCCAAAACUCCAACGAAAGAUAUAUGUUCUUGGGUGAUGAAAUGUCAAACUUACACCAAGGCCAUAAAACUACUCCUGGAAAUGCACAAAACUCCGACGAAGGCCUUGGCAAAUAUAUGUUCUUGGGCGAUGAAAUGUCAAACUAACACCAAGGCCAUAAAACUACUCCUGGAAAUGCACAAAACUCCGACGAAGGCCUUGGCAAAUAUAUGUUCUUGGGCAAUGAAAUGUUUUAUAAUACGACCCCUCGUCUGUACCACCGUAAGAAAAUGCAAUAUACACUUUAAUUUAACGGACACUUUUACUUUCUGUUCUGGCCCACACGGUCGUCACGAGUCACCCACACUCACUCGCUUCAUAACCGUCACCACACAAGAGGAGCGGUGCCUGACUCGCCGUGUUGAGCCUGAUAUUCCCUGUUACCUCACUUGCCUUGACGUCUGUUUUGUGAGGCAGUGUUUGUUCAGUUGGUCAUUUGAGGCGUCUGGUGAGGAAGGGGUGUAAGGGAUGGAGCCAUUUUUUCCCGCCUUGCACUGGGAACAUCUCACUACACAUCCCAGGAAGAACAAGACACAAGUUGCAUAGGAAAAGCGACCGUGGAUUUGGUGUUCUGAGGGUCAUUUUUCCCUCGCAACUUGUGUCUCGUUAGGGGCAUUUUUUUCCUGCUUUGUACUGGGAAAGUCACGCUACACAUCCCAGGAAGAACAAGACACAAGUUGCAUAGGAAAAGCGACCGUGGAUUUGGUGUUCUGAGGGUCAUUUUUCCCUUGCAACUUGUGUCUUGUUAGGGGCAUUUUUUUCCUGCUUUGUACUGGGAAAGUCACGCUACACCUCCCAGGAAGAACAAGACACAAGUUGCACGGGAAAAUCGACCUUGGAUUUGGUGUUCUGAGUCACUUUCUCCCUUGCAUUUUUGUCUAGUUUGUACUGGGAAAGUCAGCCUUCAUAUCCCAGGAAGAAAAAGACACAAGUUGCAUAGGAAAAGCGACCUUGUAUUUGGUGUUCUGAGUCACUUUCUCCCUUGCAUUUUUGUCUAGUUUGUACUGGGAAAGUCAGCCUACACAUCCCAGGAAGAACAAGACUUAAGUUGCAUAGGAAAAUCAACCUUGUAUUUGGUGUUCCGAGUCACUUUCUCCCUUGCAUUUUUGUCUAGUUUGUACUGGGAAAGUCAACCUUCACAUCCCAGGAAGAACAAGACUUAAGUUGCAUAGGAAAAGCGACCUUGGAUUUGAUGUUCCAAGGGUCAUUUUUCCCUUGCAACUUUUAUCUUGUUCUUUCCCGGUGCCGUCGAAAACACGUCCUUUGUCCCUCACGCCCCUUCUCCUCCCGACGCCUCAUUUGCUGUACGUCACUCGCAUACAGUCUCACUCACCAGUCCAUGAUGUUUACCUAGACUUGGUGCGCAUUCAAUCAGUCACUUGCAAUGUUGUUUGACUCACCAAAGCAUGUGCGGGAUAUUUUAAACGUGGUAUUAGUGUUUUGUUAACGAUUCUAUGGCUGGCUUGUCUUCCUACUUCCAUUUUGGGGAUGAAUUUAGACAGAAAAUCAUCCUGUUAGUAUUUAUCAGCAAUUCUGUGGCUAGUUUGAGUUUUUAUUUCCAUUUCUGGGACGGGUCGAUACUGAGUGUCCGAUUUUCACAGAGUCGACAUAUUACGAAAUCAGUCAGAAAGUUUAGUUGCAGGAGUUAAGGUUUUAUUUUAAGGUUUUAUUUGAGUAACUGUGAAUGUGACCCUGUUGACAGCAUUUGGCACUGAAGUUGAAGUUGAAAUCGAAAGAAAACUGCUUGAAAUAAAUAGAUAUAAUAUUAAGAAAGACUGCCAGGGAUGAGUUUAAGAGCUGUAGAUGCCAUGAUAGUUUGUGUACAGUUUCAGGAGUUAGGUUUAGAAAGUUGAGAAAGAAACACACUUGAGAAAAGAGAGGAAGAGGGACUGUGAGAGGGGUGAGUGCAAGGGUUUUAAAUAUCAAGAUAGUGUCUUUAGCUGCAGGAGUUAUGUUUUUAUUUUAUGGUUUUAUUUGAGUUCCUGUGAAUGUGACCCUGUUGGCAACAUUUGGCACUGAAGUUGAAGUUGUGACGGAAAGAAAACUGCUUGAAAUAAAUAGAUAAAAUAUGAAAGACUGAACAAGGAUGAGUUUAAGAGCUGUAGAUGCCAUGGUAGUUUGUGUACAGUUUCAGGAGUUAGGUUUAGAAAGUUGAGAAAGAAACACGCCUGAACAGAAGAGGAGGAGAGACUGUGAGAGUGAAGAUUUUAAGAGCUGUAGAUGUCAUAGUUUCUUAAUAGUUGCUGGAGUUUGGUUUUUAUUUUAGUCACCGUGAACUUGUGUGGGAGAGACUCGUAGCCCGUCCAGCCCCAUAAGGGAGAGUACGGAUGUUAAAUGAAAAGAAGAAGAAGAAGAGGGAAACAACUUGACACUUUUGGGGACGUGAAUGACGGGAAAGUUGAGAUGGAAAGAAACACGAUUGAAAUUGACAUGACUUGACUGAUGCAGAGUGGCUUGUGAACUGUCCGACACCACAUACCCACCACCUCACACACACUCACUCACUCACUCACUCACCAUAAACACCAGUGCCACCAGGAACACAAGAGGACACAGUAAAAAAUUGAGGAAAGGAAGAUGCUUGAGAGACGUAAAGAAAUAUAGCUUCCUGCAAAGAAAUAUAGAGGUUUGGAACAGACUAAGUGAGGAUGUAGUAUCGACGAAGAGUGUGCAAAGCUUUAAGGAAGAGUUGGACAAAUACAGAUACGGAGACGGGACCACACGAGCGUAAGCCCAGGCCCUGUGAAACUACAACUAGGUAAAUACACACACUCACUCACAAUCGCACAGAAGGGUAGAAUUGCAUGGUGUCAGAACUGUAUUACAAAGACCUGUAUUAGUUCAGUCUGUGUCCAUUGAAAAGUUUGGCACUGUCUGAUAUUGCACAAGGAAAGACACCUGCUCAGAGGCUUGGCUUGCUCUCUGUCUAUCUACGGGCCGCUUUUACAAUCACUCUUUGUUAUGAUUGUUACCAACGGCGGUGAUCGACGCUAUAGUUUUCCACGUGAAACUGGCCUAUGGGGUAGUGGCGGCUGCAGAGGAAGCAAGAGGUGUUGAGAGUGUGUGGCAAGGUGCGGGGCUAGGGCUAGGCUAAUCCCGCAGCCGCCACUACCCCAUCAGCCAGUUUUACGUGGAAAUACCAUAGCGGCAAUAACAGCCAUUGGUAACGAUCAAAACAAACAAAACAACUGUGAAAGCGGCCCUAUGUCUCUCUAUCUCUCUCUCCCCCCCUUGCAACAUGUGCCUCCCUCUUUUGCCUUAUCAAACACGUAUGUCUGACAGUAACUCACUCACACCUGGUCCUGGCUUGCUGUGUUAUGGACUCCCUCCCUCCGUGUUCCUUGCCUGUAUCUGCACCUCACUUCCCCCACGCUUGCUGGAAUCCUUUAUUGGCUCACGUGGGGGCCGCUUUCACAGUUGUUUUGUUUGUUUUGAUCGUUACCAAUGGCUGUUAUCGACGCUGUAGUAUUUCCACGUAAAACUGGCCGAUGGGGUGGCGGCUGUGGGGUUAGCCUAGCCUACCACCUUGCCACACACUCUCAACACCUCUCGCUUCCUCUGCAGCCGCCACUACCCCAUAGGCCAGUUUCACAUGGAAAUAGUAUAGCGUCGAUCACCGCCAUUGGUAACGAUCAAAACAAAGUGACUGUGAAAGCGACCCUAAGUCUCGGGCUCUCCAGAAGUGUUUGUCUAGUCACAGUUGCUGCUCUAGAGGCAGUACAGUUGGUGUGGGAGUGUUGUGUCCAUCCAGCGACCCUCCAGUACCUGCAGCUAUAAUAGUUUGAACCAGAGCCGUAGAAUAGGAGAGUCUGGCCACCUUCAUCACAGGCUCCGUGUUGUUGAGUACUCUGAGGUCAUGGUGCUGUGGUGUCACCGCUCGGGGCACCAGCAGGGCAGAAAAGACUACACUCAGGGGCCUUGUGUGUUGCAGUGCUGUAUAACCCAAUAAAGUUAAGUGCAGA
Messenger RNA from Eriocheir sinensis (Chinese mitten crab), 4421 nucleotides. RefSeq lists its product as uncharacterized. Lineage: Eukaryota; Metazoa; Arthropoda; Malacostraca; Decapoda; Varunidae. The transcript is spliced from 2 exons. Bases 1 to 924 code for a protein of 307 amino acids. The record is from RefSeq and is a predicted model, not a curated record.